CAGGAUCCCGGGUUUUUCCCCAUGGAAAUCCCAUCAAUUCCGAAAAUCCCAAUGGCAUCGGCGGACGGCGAAGCUGAUGAAAUUAUGGCUCCGCCGCCUGAAAGAAAGGAGUCAUCGAGGUCCCGGCGAUUCCGACCCACCAGGUGCUACUUGCGGGUGCAACUGACUUUCGCUGGACAGGAGGAAAUGCCCUCAGCGACCAUCUUGGAGGCGUCCAUUCAGGAGGCACUGCAAAGUCACUUCGGCAGCUGCGGUGCCAGCAAGUGCCAGUGGUCGUUGCUGUCGCCUCCCGCUGAAAGUGGCUUGUUCCUCCUGAAAACCACCACACCUGAGCAUCUCCAGCAGCUGCGUGCUGCUCUCACCUUGCUAACGCGGAUUCAACGGAGACGAUGCAGGAUGGAUGUCCUGGCAGUGGCACCUUCAUUGGCAGCCCUGGCAUGCAAGAGAUGACCGAAAAAGUGAUUUCAGUGGCUUGACCCAAACGUGUGUAACGCUUUGAUAACAUUUGUAAUGACUGUGUGUG
Messenger RNA from Cladocopium goreaui, 523 nucleotides. NCBI's taxonomy places the organism in Eukaryota, Dinophyceae, Suessiales, Symbiodiniaceae. The record is from the annotation of a GenBank genome assembly.